Messenger RNA from Formica exsecta, 830 nucleotides. It is a transcript of the gene mtSSB, whose product is annotated as single-stranded DNA-binding protein, mitochondrial. The record is from RefSeq and is a predicted model, not a curated record. The transcript has 5 exons. Lineage: Eukaryota; Metazoa; Arthropoda; Insecta; Hymenoptera; Formicidae. Gene Ontology annotation, biological process: positive regulation of helicase activity; mitochondrial DNA replication. Gene Ontology annotation, cellular component: mitochondrial nucleoid. The coding region runs from base 346 to 768 and encodes 140 amino acids. Gene Ontology annotation, molecular function: single-stranded DNA binding.
UUAUUUAAUUCAUACAGUUAGUUCAUUCGGUUAUUGAUUUAUUAUCGAAAACACGGACGAGAUAUAAUUAAAGAUCGAUGGUCUUAUGGGAUUUAUUAGCAUAUUACUGAAAAAAAAAUUCGCUACGCGCUACUGUAGCAAUUACAUAAAAGAUCUAUACGUUUUUGAUAAUAAAACAAUAACUGGAUGAACUAAGAUAAGACGCAGCGAGUUUUCCUUUCAGUCACACUAAAUCCCAUAAUCCAUAAGAUCACCGGUCUUUGAUAUCUUGUCGGUGGCAUUGUGUUUACUAAAUAUCCGUUUAUUACUUAUUGAAGAAAAAUAAUUAAUGGUGCAACUAUUGCGAUGUUUCGUAAAGUUAUCUUGGGAGUACGCGGUCAGAUCAGUCAAUUAAACAAUAUACGAUUUUUAUCGCAAGAAAUAAAUGAAAGCACAAAAAUAGAGAAGACUGUAAAUAAUGUAGUUUUACUUGGAAGAGUCGGCGCAGAGCCACAGAAACGUGGAAGCACCGAACAUCCAGUUAUAAUAUUCUCUCUUGCAACACAUACAAAUUAUAAAUAUGGAACAGGUGAUUUUAUGCAAAGAACAGAAUGGCAUAAGAUAUGUGUCUUUAAGCCUAGUUUGAGGGAUGCUGUAUAUAAUUAUUUAAGAAAGGGCCAGCGAGUAAUGAUAAAUGGUAGGAUAAGUUACAGUGAAUUUAAAGAUGAAGAAGGAAAUUCACGUCCCAGUACAGCUAUCAUAGCAGAUGAUGUAAUAUUCUUCCAAUAAGGAGCCUUUUAUAUACAAAUAUAUAUUGUAUUUUUUUUCAAUAAUAUUGAUCUAAAAAUGUA